CCCAGGGACUCAGGUGUGGAAUGUGGGUGUUUCUAGUGGUACCUUAACGCUGUGCCGAUGCCCACCCCUGCGUUUACAAUCAGCUUCCUUAAAGCCUGGAAAAGAGCUUACUGAUUGUAUUCAGCCACAGCGGGACUGAGCUUCAGUGACCCUGAGGCAGUAUACUGUCUGAGCUGCAGUGCUUGGGCUUCCGUGAAGAGAAGGGACACGUGUACACGACCACGGCCAGGAGUGUGUGGACCAGCGGCCUCUCCGUUCCGCAGCUCUCUCGCUGCUUUGUGCUCACAUACUUCCUUUUUUUUUUCUGUUGUUUUGAAACAAAAACAAAACGCAGAUCUGCAACUGCUGGUGGGGCUUUUGAAUUCUUUCUAAAGAGGAAACUGGCUUUACCUAACCAGUGCACUUCCUGUGUGGUACAUCCGUUGAAAGGAGAGGCGGGAGCUGGUGGUCCAGAGUGCAGCUCUCACAUUGUCUCUCGGUAGUGCGGACUGAAAUGGACUCAGGCGCUGCUGCAGCAGCGGCUCCGUGUCUUCCGCUCACUGUAACGCCUGUGCCGCUUCCCUGGCGCACUGGGAAAUCCGAGCUUGUGCUUCCACAGUUCCAGGUGGUGCCUGCGAUUCUGGAAUUCUAACUGUACCCCAGAUCAAAGAGAGUGCAUCACAGACGAGAGAUGUCCUGAAACAACAUUUUAUGGAUUUAAAGGGAACCCUUGGGAAACUCCUGGAUGAGCGGCUGGUGACCUUGUUACAAGAGGUGGAUGCCAUCGAACAGGAGACCAUGAAGCCACUAGAAGACUGCCGGAAGCUCAUUGAGCAUGGCGUGACUACCGCGGAGGACUUGGUGAAAGAAGGCGAGGUCGCCAUCCUGGGUGCUGUGGAUGAGCAGAAUGAAAAACUGUGGAGCUUUACCAAAAAGGCCGCACACAUCCAGCUGGACAGCUUACCCGAAGUGCCUUUACUGGUUGAUGUGCCUUGUUUAUCUGCCCAGUUGGAUGAUUCAAUUCUUAACAUAGUGAAAGACCACAUUUUCAAGCAUGGAACAGUAGCAUCGCGGCCGCCAGUCCAGAUAGAAGAACUCAUUGAGAAACCUGGAGGUAUCAUAGUGCGCUGGUGUAAGGUGGAUGAUGACUUCACGGCCCAGGAUUACAGGCUUCAGUUCCGUAAAUGUUCCUCAAAUCAUUUUGAGGACGUGUAUGUGGGUUCUGAAACCGAGUUCAUAGUGUUGCACAUAGACCCCAACGUCGAUUACCAGUUCCGAGUCUGUGCCCGAGGUGAUGGCCGCCAGGAGUGGAGUCCUUGGAGCGUCCCUCAGACCGGCCAUUCUACGCUCGUGCCUCAUGAGUGGACACCUGGCUUUGAGGGGUACAGUCUGAGCAGUCGAAGAAAUAUAGCCCUCCGGAAUGAUUCGGAGUCCUCCGGGGUCCUCUACUCCAGCGCACCGACGUACUUCUGUGGGCAGACGUUAACAUUCAGGGUGGAAACUGUAGGCCAGCCCGACAGGAGAGACAGCCUGGGCGUGUGUGCGGAGAAGCAGAACGGCUGCGAGUCUCUGCAGCGGGACCAGGCUGUGUGUGUGAGCACCAACGGUGCAGUUUUUGUCAACGGGAAAGAAAUGACGAAUCAGUUGCCUGCAGUCACUUCGGGAUCCACCGUCACGUUUGACAUAGAAGCCGUGACUCUCGGGACGGCCGGCAGCAACGAAGGGGGGAGCUUCAAGCUUCGAGUUACUAUUAGCUCCAACAACCGAGAAGUGGUUUUUGAUUGGUCACUUGAUCAGUCCUGUGGCUCACUUUACUUUGGAUGCUCAUUUUUCUAUCCUGGGUGGAAAGUGGUCGUGUUUUAGGGGCUCAGACGCUUGCCUUAGGUUGGCAGUUUUACUGUAGCAGUUCCUUGUUUUUGGUUGUGAUAAAUUAAAAAAAAAAAAAAAAGUUUAUCCCUGAGGUCAUUGGGAAUGGACUGUGUUUACUGGAGUCAUUUGAUCCUAUUUUAGCAAUAAGAGACUUGAAUGUUGGCCAAACUAUAAUUCAGUCACUUCUGCUUUGGGCACACUGGUAGCUGAAGUAUCCCACCACACAAAAAAAAUCUAGUCAGUUUUUCAAGUAUAGCAAGGUACAGAAAUCCCUAUGUGCUCUCAUUGUAUUUCUUCCCAGAGUUGGUUAUUAGUAAAAUGUAGUAUAACAUUAUUAUGAAAUAUCCAUGUGGGGUCCAAGGCUCUGAUAGGCUUUAAAACAAUCGGAGUGGACCAGAGAGAGGCCAGCAGCCACGUGCCUGUGCGGGAGCCGGCUGCGGGCCCUGUGUAGUCAGUGUUGUUUUUGUCCCACGUACAGUGACCUUUUAUGUCCCAAAAGCAAUAGACGGGUUUUUGUUUUGUUUGUUUUAAGUUGCUGGAGCAAAUGUCUGAAAUAGACAAGUAUUAAUCUCCUUUAGUUCCUUCCUUGUCCUUGGAUUCAAGUUAGCCCAAGGACCUUUUCAGGCCUUCCCCAGGUCGCCCGGAGCAGUGUUAGCGUGUCGCACGCAGGGGCCACGCGGGGCCGGGCCUCAGCCCUGUGAGUUAUGUGUGCAGGUAUGAGCUGCAGUCCAGCUUAGGGGCAGUUGUUUUAGAAAUGGUCUUUUAGUGGACCAAAAAAAGGAAAAUCUGUGACCUAUUUUUUUCUUGAAUCUGUGUAACAUAUUUAUUUGAAGGACUUAAAAUAUAAAAAUAAUGGUCUUAACUUGGUCUGUCAGCCUACAGGUAGUUUAAUGUGAAUUUUUUUUUGUUUGUUUUCAUUUUUACCAGUAAUAUGAAAGUGGAAAAUGUGUUUGAUAUUUUUGUAAGAUAAUUUAUUUGGGGAAUCAAGUUCACUGUUGGACAAUCAUGAUCUUCUCUCCUUGCCUUUUAUAUGUCAGUAACCUUUCACACUUGUUUACUGCUUGUUAAGGAAGUGUUCUAGACUGCAGAUGCCUUGUCCAGUUGUCUAAAACAAAAUAAAGAAGCUGAAGGUUAAGUGUAUUUCAUUUUGCCUCUGUGAAAGCUGACUGAGUUGUAAUCUAGUUGGACACUAGGUGUUUUGAUUGAGUGCCUCGCCUGCGAGAGUGCUUGUGCUCCGCUCUGUGGCUCUGAGCAGAGAAUGUCGGCCUGAAUGAACGCGGGUGAGUAAUGUCCCUGAUGCUUCCCCGGGUUCCUCAGUUUUAUUGAAUGUGUUUGUUUUUAACCCUUUGCAGCAGAAUG
Ochotona curzoniae (black-lipped pika) is the source of this 3207-nucleotide messenger RNA. It is a transcript of the gene CRLF3, whose product is annotated as cytokine receptor like factor 3. Gene Ontology annotation, molecular function: protein binding. The coding region runs from base 691 to 1842 and encodes 383 amino acids. Lineage: Eukaryota; Metazoa; Chordata; Mammalia; Lagomorpha; Ochotonidae. The transcript is spliced from 8 exons. The record is from RefSeq and is a predicted model, not a curated record.